AUGCUGACUCGAGGCCGAUAUGGGUUUUAUGGACCGAAUGUUGUCACUAGAUCCCGAGCAGCCCUUGGAGAUAUCAAAAACAAGGGUUUAGACCAUGGAAAGGAACACAGCACUCUGAAAAGCUUACUGAAACCAGUUGCACCAAUUUCAAGUAUACCUUUUUUGUGGGCGUUCACCUGCUUUUUAGAACAACGGGCAUGUGAUAUGAGCAUUGAUGAGGAAAACCUCAAAGUCAACCCAAUCGCAUCAAAGCAGUUGGAGGAACUGCGGGCGUUUCGUGAAGGACGUCGUGCUACUCGUUCUCACUUUUUAUCCACUGAUAACGGAUCCAAGUUUAUUGAUAUUGAGAAUCAAGAUUUUGGUGAUACGGCCACUGUUUAUCCAUAUGCCGAGAUCAUUUUUAACUACCUCCAAAAUCGCGAGCUUUCCAUGCAACCAUUGUAUACCUUCUGGUCAGUCGCGUUCACGCUUCUCAUCUUCGCAUUACAGAAACACGGCAGUGAACUAACGAAAGACUGUUUCCAACUAGUGGGUAUUGCUUCUCUCUUCAUAGCUGCCAAAUUCGAAGAGAUGUACCCUCCUGAUAUCAGUGAUUUCACUGCGGUAACUCACAACGCUUUCACGAAAGCAGACAUUCGAAAUUGCGAGCAAACUAUUCUGCAGUCGAUUGAUUUUUAUCUAUCUAUCCCGAUUCCCCUGGUACACCUGCGCCGAUUCUCAAGGGCUGUUGAUGCUGAUCGGACGAUGCACAACCUUGCCAAGUACCUAUUGGAGUUGACCAUUCAAGAGUAUGAUCUCGCUUAUCUUCCUGGAAAUUUGAGGGCUGCCGUGGCAUUGUGUCUUUCUCGCGCACUUUGCCAUCAGACGUCCAACCUUGAGGAGGCCUGGUGCGACGUUUUGGAGUACUUGAGUGGUUAUUGUCUAGACGACAUACGCGAACCCCUUCGGAUUCUGGCAAAAGCAGCAUAUCGUCAAAACUCUCCAUCCAAGUACAGGGUAAGCUGA
Molecule: messenger RNA, 1005 nt
Organism: Echinostoma caproni
Lineage: Eukaryota; Metazoa; Platyhelminthes; Trematoda; Plagiorchiida; Echinostomatidae
Source: the annotation of a GenBank genome assembly